Messenger RNA from Erigeron canadensis, 528 nucleotides. RefSeq names its product keratin-associated protein 6-2-like. The record is from RefSeq and is a predicted model, not a curated record. Lineage: Eukaryota; Viridiplantae; Streptophyta; Magnoliopsida; Asterales; Asteraceae. Gene Ontology annotation, molecular function: zinc ion binding; nucleic acid binding. The transcript has a single exon. The coding region runs from base 1 to 528 and encodes 175 amino acids.
AUGAAAAAUCAUGAGACCCGCCCAACUGGUAGUACACCAUUCCCCGAAACAAAUGCUACUUCGUAUAAUGAUAGAAGUGGUACUCAGGGAGGUGGAAAUAAUCGUGGGCGUGGACGUCGUUGUGGUCGUGGCCGUGGUCGCGGAGGUGGUCGUGGGCGUUUUAAUGGUUGUGGUCGUGGUCGCGGAUACGGCCGGGUGGAUUCUCGUGGUAUUCAAUUUAAGCAUACGACCAACCACCAAAAAGGGCAUAAAAAUGGAUAUAACAAUAAGUAUGAAAGAGGUAGCCAAGUUAAGGCUAGUGGAUGCUAUCGUUGUGGAAGCAUGGAUCAUUGGGUGCGUGCAUGUCGCACGCCUAAGCAUCUUGUGGAGCUUUAUGAAAAAUCUCUUAAGAAGUGGAAAGGGGCAGAAGUGAAUUUUGUUUAUGAUGAUGGAAAAAUUGAUAGCCCUAUUGGUAAAGAUUUUGGUGGUCAUGAAGAUCAAGCUAACACGACACAUUUGGAAGUUGGAGAUUUUCUUGAUAAUGAGUGA